AGAGGGGGGGAUGGGAAGGAGGAAAGGAGCGAGCAGGUAUAUAAAGGCCACAGCUCACUCGACCAGCACAGUCGAUCCAAGACAUCCUAAGCAACAUGUUCUCGAAGUUGGUCCUGUGUGCCUUACUGGCAGUAGUGGCUGCCAAGCCCCAGGGAGGAUACGGGGCACCUCAGCCAUCCUACACCUCAGGUCCUGUAGUCCCCAUCCUGAAGGACGAGCGUCAGGGACCUGAUGAGUUCGGCAACUACAACUUCGAGUUCGAGACUGGUGACGGCAUCAGUCGUCAUGAGCAGGGCGCCCCCCAGGGGGAGACUGGCGCCGUGGCGUCUCAGGGAGGAUGGUCAUUCACCUUCCCUGACGGCACCCCAGGAGUCUUCAACUUCGUGGCCGACGCUGCAGGUGGUUACCAGGUACAGUCUGACCUGCUGCCCACGCCCCAUCCUCUCCCCGCUCACGCCAUCGCCCAGAUCGAGUUCGCCCGUCUUAACCCAAGCCCUUCCUCCGGCCCCGGACCCUCGUACGGUGCUCCUCCUCCACGAUACAACUAAACGAUGAAUGUCUCACCCACGAGCCUCCCCCACCCACCCACUGACUAGUCCUCCUCCCCUACAGAGUCACCCACGAGGAAGAAUCUCUCAUGGUCUUCACGACCCGAUGGUUUUAGUUAAAUCAGAUGUACAAAGUGGCGACCACCGGGUAGCAGCGAUCAUGUCUCUAUGUUUGAGACUAACUCUUACCAGUCUACUACACUCAAGAAUUGACUUAAUCUUAUAUUUCUUUUUUGGUUCUUACAUUUCAACCUGUGGGAGGCGCAGCCGUGGCCCCUGAGGUCUUCCCUCCACGGUAUAGUGAAGACCUUAUGUGAUCACCCUCUGAGCUUCUUAGAAUGGCCUGAUUACUUUACUCGACCGCUGUACUUCAUCAGCCUCUCUCCUGUAGAGCAAGAGAUAUAUGCUUAUUUAUUUAUCAUCUGUUGAUACUGCAAGUUUUCUCAAUAAAAAGAUACACAAA
Messenger RNA from Homarus americanus (American lobster), 1011 nucleotides. RefSeq names its product cuticle protein AM1199-like. Gene Ontology annotation, cellular component: chitin-based extracellular matrix. Gene Ontology annotation, molecular function: structural constituent of chitin-based larval cuticle. The transcript is spliced from 3 exons. Bases 96 to 548 code for a protein of 150 amino acids. The record is from RefSeq and is a predicted model, not a curated record. NCBI's taxonomy places the organism in Eukaryota, Metazoa, Arthropoda, Malacostraca, Decapoda, Nephropidae.